This is a messenger RNA of Egretta garzetta (little egret), 3055 nucleotides long. RefSeq names its product cyclin dependent kinase inhibitor 1A (gene CDKN1A). Gene Ontology annotation, molecular function: cyclin-dependent protein serine/threonine kinase inhibitor activity. The transcript is spliced from 2 exons. NCBI's taxonomy places the organism in Eukaryota, Metazoa, Chordata, Aves, Pelecaniformes, Ardeidae. The record is from RefSeq and is a predicted model, not a curated record. Gene Ontology annotation, biological process: regulation of mitotic cell cycle; signal transduction by p53 class mediator. Bases 1577 to 2173 code for a protein of 198 amino acids. Gene Ontology annotation, cellular component: nucleus.
AAGCCUUCUUCCCAACUGGUGUAACUGGUCCUGGGUGUCGCAGGUGCCUGUGGGGCUGGCGAGGGUGCGUGCGGGUCCCCGGGAGCGCCUUCAUCUCCCAGCCCAGCUGGGUGAGGUUUUAACACAACCUUGCACCUGCGUCACCUCCUUGCCCAAGCCUCGGGGUUCUCCAGCUGGGUUGUAGGAAACCUUGAAGCUCUUGCUUUGGGGAGGCUGCUAAAAGCAACCCCGGCCCCAUGGGAGGGGACGGUGACCUGGCCCUUGUCCUUCCCUAUUUGGUGGCUCCGGCAAUCUGCGAUCAUGAGUCAAGGCGAAGCUGUUAUCUCGAGGCGUGGGGCUCCGGGGUGGCACCUGGGCCCUGGCGGUGGCUCGAGGAUGGGGAGAUCGGUGCCUGACGCAGGCGGGGAGGGCAGGAGGGUGUCCGGUCAGGGUGUCGAAACAUUCCCUCCCUGCUACCUGCCAGGGCUUGCCUGGGCAUGCUGGGACUUGCCUUGCAAUGAGGUCACCCUGUUUAUCCACUCCGACUGCCAGGAGAUAGGAAGCUGGAUUUCUAUUUUUACCCGGGGAUGGUCAGUCUGGGAGCAGGGUUGGAGUGGCCCCCGGGGAUGGUGUGUGGCCCCACCAGCCCCCAGGCUGGAGGGUCUCCGGCCGCCUGCUGCCACGCUGUGCCGGUGGCAUGCCUGGUUAUGCAGCACAGGAGAUCCGGAGGGGCUGGGGGUGCCGAAUUUGGGCAGAAAUAUUCCCUGUAGGGGGCUGAGCACCCCCUCUCUGGGGACACUUGAGGGUUGGGGGUGCAAGCCAGGGGGCCUGCUGUGGUCCUGGCUUUGGGGGUCCCAGAUUGGGUGAGCAAUGACAAAGCUGUCUUGCACACAGGGAUUUUAUUUCUGUGAAUAUAUAUUUUAUUUUAAAGUAGAUUUAAUAAGCCUGGCUAUCCAACGGGGUCAAGCCUUAGUUCCAAAAGCCAUCAAAUCCCCGAGUGGUAUUUGCUUUGUUCUGAUACCGAGGUUCAUCACAACUGCGGGUGGCACGAGGGAUCCAUUAGCCCCACGCAUUUGUAAAGGGGAGGAUGGCUUGGAAGGAAAGGCUUUGCCACUGACUGUGAAGGUCAAGGCUUUUGGCACUAAUUUGAAAAAAAACAAACAAACAGGGUCUUGUCUCUGGUUACCCAACAGCUUCUUGCAGAUAAGGAGUGGUUAGCAAAGUGGUCAAGCUGGUGGCGUGUUCUUGCAGUUGCUUAAAAGGCUUCCUUGCCUCUGGGCCUGGGUUCUUGAGAUGAAGAAACUGGCCAGAAAAACAUCCUGUUGCUUCACUUGCCCAUGCGCCGACUUGCCUUGUGCCUGCGUGGAAGUGGGAACGCAGCGGGGUUGUGGACGCAGACAGCGGCAGCAUCGAGGUGCUGGAUGCUCUGCCCUGGCAGGGCUUUACCUGCUGGAGGAGGAAUGGGGAACGUCAACAUUUGCACCUUCCCCAUCCUUCUGCAUCGCGCCAGGCUGUGUUUGACCUCAGUCAUGCUCGAGCCUCUGCCCAAGACACCACUAAAAUCCCAAACAUCUGAGUCCAAGAUGAGUGCUGGUGGAUGGAGGUCCCUCUGGGCUGCCUCAUUGCAGAGCCUGACCCAGUCUGUCCCACCUUGUCUACUGCCUGCUUUGCCCUGGUAGCUACUCUGCCAGCCCUUGGGCUUGCUUGUGGCUUGCCCGCCAGCCCAGUAACUCACUCUGCUUUCCUCCCAGCCGCCACGAUGCCCCUGUCUCAGAGCAGGACUGGGCAGAUACCAUGCAGCACCAAAGUGUGCAGGAACCUCUUUGGCCCCGUGGACCACCAGGAGCUCCAGAAUGACUUUGGGAACCUGUUGAGGCAACACCUGGAAGAAGCUCAACAGCGCUGGAACUUCAACUUUGAGACAGAUACUCCCUUGGAAGGACAAUUCAAGUGGGAGAGGGUCUUCCUGGCUGAGCAGCUGCCCCAGGAGGUCACUGGCAGUAAGAGCAGGAGCUCCUUGGUUCACAAGAUCGUCCCCAAGGACCAUCUUGAUACGAUUUGCCCUGAGGUGUCUCAGCAGAGCUCGGAGGUUUACAGGGCUGGUUCCCCUCAGAGCUUGAAACGUGGACAGACCACCAUGAAAGACUUCUACAGCUCCAAGCGGAGGAUUGUCCCCAACAAGCCCAAGCCGUGACCUGGUGGCGCUCGGCUCCUCUGCCACUGGGGACAGCUGCUGAUGCUGACGUGCCCUGGGGGUGUCCAUGGCUCUUUCCCCCACCCUGUACUGUGUAAGCUGUCUGUAUGAAGCAAUGUAGAGUUUGUAGUUCCCUAUUUAUGAGUAGCUCUGGGGUCCUGAGGGACCUUCAUUGUGUGCAAUGUAUGGGAGUAGCCCAUGUUGAGGCUUGUAGCCCCACAAAGAGGAUGGAGGAGGACUGAAAUGGGCCUGGUGGGACUAAGGCAUUGCAGUGCCUGCAGAGGAGAAAGUGUCUUCUGCCCCUUGUUGGUGGGGCCAGGCAUCGUCCUUGCGCCAUCCUGCUGUCGUCCUUCCCCUGCCUGAUGGCUGGCCAUGGAGGUCACUCGUGUCCCAGCCACCUGGUGGCACCAGAUAACCUUAAGAAAGGGUCACCCAUAUGGACUGUAGAGCCCUGGGACAGCCUGGCCCUGAGGACACCCUGAUUGCUGGCACAUGGUGGUGGCCCUCUUCCCAGCAGGACAGACCCAGCAGCGCAAGCCCUCAUCCAUGCAUGAAAGUGGGGUGUGAUGUGGGGGCUGCUCCUUCCCACUGCUGCUUGGGAGAGGAAACGCUGUUCCCUGGACAGCCCUUCCUUGGGGUGAGUCGCUGGUGCCAUCACCUGCUGAGCUCAUUGUGGGACCAGUGCUGCCUGGGAGGCUUUGGGGUCCCCUGGACUCUGCAGACCCAAACCCCCACUUUCUUACCUUAUUGUGGGCUUGUUGAGUGAUGCUGUUUGCCCUCCUGUUCCUGCCUCCUUCAACACUGACGCCAGGCGGGGGAGCUGCCUGCUCUGGCCAUGCCGGACUCCUCUAGGAAGGAAGGAGUCCUGCCUACCAGCAAGGA